Molecule: messenger RNA, 981 nt
Organism: Archocentrus centrarchus (flier cichlid)
Lineage: Eukaryota; Metazoa; Chordata; Actinopteri; Cichliformes; Cichlidae
Exons: 4
Coding region: 1-654 (217 amino acids)
Source: RefSeq, a predicted model, not a curated record
AUGAAGACUGUUGAGAGAGAAUCAGAUUUUACUCGAAUAUGCUCCAGUGAAACACCGAACAACAUCGAGCUGAUAGUGUGCAAGAUCAGCACAGAGCGGAGAAGUGAAAUGUGUCAUCUGACUUAUCGACACGGACGAGACUUUUUAAAUGGAUGUGACUCCAGGUUCACACUGGUGCAAGAAAACGAGGCUGUGUUUCUCCACCUGACAAAUUUGAAAGGAGAGGAUAGUGGGUACUACACCUGUGAGUGUACGGCGGACAGCACAAGAACAUAUACGCUCCAUCUCUAUGUAACUGUGAAAGGGCAGUCCACCAGUUCAGCCGCGUCAGUUUUACUUGGACUCUUUGGUACAGCAGGGGUCAUCACUAUAGCUGGAUUCAUUUUUUCCUAUUGGAGGAAAAAUCACAGGCUGCCCUGUGUUAUUUUUCGAAGUAGCUACUCAACGUCAGCAACACCGGGAUUAUCUGUGCAUGAAACUCUCGGCUGUCGUGAUGAAGACCCCUACGCAGCCCUUCAGCAGCCGACAAAUGAUCUCUACCAAACUACCACCUCACUUCAUCUUCAGCGUGAUACCUGUACAGACUUAACAAGAAGCAUAGAAAGUGUGUAUCAGGAAAUGGAUCCAAAUGAUUUAAUCUAUGAAAAUAUUUAAACUAAAAGUCAGGCUAAUAUCCAACACCUGCCAUUAACAUUCUCCCUGCAAGCGACAAAAUAUCCCACAAUCAGUGUUUUCACAUCAUACAAUGUUAAAAAUCUGACGCUCUGCUCUUUCUUUUUGUAUUUAUAUGAAUAUAUCUAUGCCUAUCUAUAUGCUUAUAUUCACAGAAAAAAAUUCUAGGUCCUCUUGGCUGAUUAGUGAUUCAUGAGUCACUGUUAAAUUUAAAACAGUACUCUGGCAGGGAAAGUGUUAACCUGUCAAACUCAGUGCCAGGCUGCAGGCCUUUCUGAUUUGCAUACAUUUUUGUAAAGAUAUAAAAUA